Molecule: messenger RNA, 3236 nt
Organism: Tinamus guttatus (white-throated tinamou)
Lineage: Eukaryota; Metazoa; Chordata; Aves; Tinamiformes; Tinamidae
Source: RefSeq, a predicted model, not a curated record
GGCCGCGUGCAGGAGAUGCGGCUUUUGUGCGCCCGGCCCCGCUGCCACCUCUGGAAAUGAACAUGAGUCUGCCAGGCCGCGUCUCCUGCUCCAUGCUCAACUGCUUUGGUGAAGAAGGCCCUCCUAGUUUGGAGUAUAUCCAGGCCAAGGACUUGUUCCCCCCAAAGGAGCUCGUAAAGGAGGAAGAGUCACUGCAGGUCCCUUUCACUGUGUUGCAGGGUGAGGGAGUGGAGUAUCUUGGCCAUGCAAACGAUGCUGUGAUCGCCAUCUCCAACUACAGGCUUCACAUCAAAUUUAAGGAUUCUGUGAUCAAUGUGCCUUUGAGGAUGAUGGAAAGUGUGGAGUGCCGGGAUAUGUUCCAGCUUCACAUUGUCUGCAAGGACUCCAAAGUAAUCAGGUGCCAUUUCUCCACCUUUAAGCAGUGCCAGGAGUGGCUGAAGAGGCUGACUCGAGCCAUUGCUCGCCCUGCAAAGCCUGAGGACCUCUUUGCGUUUGCCUACCACGCAUGGUGCCUGGGAGUCUGCGUUGAUGAGGAGGAUCAACACGCACAUCUCUGCCGUCCAGGUGACCACGUGAAGUACCGGUUUGAGAUGGAGCUGGUGAGGAUGGGCUUCGACCUGCAGAACGUCUGGCGAGUCUCCGACAUCAACAACAAUUACAAGCUUUGUUCCAGUUAUCCCCAGAAGCUGCUGGUUCCUGUCUGGAUUACUGACAAGGAGCUGGAGAACGUGGCGUCGUUCAGAUCUUGGAAGAGGAUCCCUGUUGUGGUGUACAGACACAUGCGCAACGGGGCGGUCAUUGCUCGCUGCAGCCAGCCCGAGAUCAGCUGGUGGGGCUGGCGCAACGCUGACGACGAGUACCUGGUGACAUCCAUUGCCAAAGCGUGUGCCUUGAACCCCGGAGCCAAGGCGGGCGGCGCGGCGCAGCCCGGCGGGGGCAGCGACGGCAGCGAGCCCUGCGACGCCGACUUCGACUCGUCGCUGACGGCGUGCUCGGGGGUGGAGAAUGCUGGCACUCCUCAGAAGCUGCUCAUCCUCGACGCAAGGUCCUACACGGCGGCCGUCGCCAACAGAGCAAAGGGAGGAGGCUGCGAGUGUGAAGAGUAUUACCCAAACUGUGAAGUUGUGUUCAUGGGCAUGGCCAACAUCCAUUCCAUCCGGAACAGCUUUCAGUAUCUGCGUGCUGUCUGCAGCCAGGUGCCAGAUCCUAGCAACUGGCUUUCAGCUCUGGAGAGCACCAAGUGGCUGCAGCACCUUUCUGUCAUGCUAAAGGCAGCAGUCCUGGUCGCCAACGCGGUCGACAGAGAAGGGCGUCCAGUGCUGGUCCAUUGCUCGGAUGGCUGGGACAGGACUCCGCAGAUCGUGGCCCUGGCAAAGAUCCUGCUGGACCCUUACUACAGGACCAUGGAGGGCUUCCAAGUGCUUGUUGAAUCAGACUGGCUGGAUUUUGGUCACAAAUUUGGUGAUCGCUGUGGUCACCAAGAGAAGGUGGAAGAUCAGAAUGAGCAGUGCCCGGUGUUUCUGCAGUGGCUGGAUGCUGUUCAUCAACUUCUGAAGCAAUUCCCUUGCCUCUUUGAAUUCAAUGAAGCUUUCCUGGUGAAGCUGGUGCAGCACACGUACUCCUGCCUCUACGGCACCUUCCUGGGGAACAGCCCGUGCGAGCGCGAGAUGCACAACAUCUACAAGAGAACCUGCUCCGUGUGGUCCCUCCUGCGCGCUGGCAAUAAGAACUUCCACAAUCUUCUCUACAUGCCGGGCUCCGAGCAGGUGCUGCAUCCUGUGUGCCAUGUACGAGCGCUGCAUGUCUGGACAGCAGUGUAUCUGCCAGCUUCCUCCCCUCAUCCUCUAGGACAGGAGGAGAUGGACAUUUACCUGCCCCCUGGAUCUCAAAGCCAGGAGUUCAGCGGCAGAUGUUUGGACAGAUUACCAAAGACGAGAUCCAUGGAUGACCUGCUUUCAGCCUGCGACUCCAGCAGCCCGCUGACCCGCACGUCCAGCGAUCCCAACCUGAACAACCACUGCCAGGAUGUCAGGAUGGGCCUGGAGCCCAGGCCUGCUAACGCCGAGAGCGCUGAGCAGCACGGGGCAGAGGGCAGCACGGGGGCCGCAGGAGAGGGGCAGCAGGAGGCAGAGGAGCAAGGGGAAGAGGCCCCUCCGCAGCCCCACAGUGGGGCCAGGAGCCCUGUGGAGCCCCAGGGCCCCAGGGAGCAGCCGGGCAGCUGGGCUCCUGUGCCAGCCAGCACAACGGGCAGCAGAGCACGUGCAGCGGAGCUGGAUGGUGCAAACCCAGCUCCAAACCUCCCUGCACAGGAAAAUCUUGACAGAAUUUGCACCAGUUCUGGGAAGCAGUUGGAAACCUGCCCCCAGGAACCUCUGAAGGCUCCUGGCUUGGUAUCCAAUGGAGGAGCCUGUCCCAAGAAAAGCAGCACAGGUGAAGAUGUUCCCAGCCAGGAGUUGCUUGCUCCAAGCAGCGCUUUACAGGAUACCCCAGGCCCUGCCCUGGGUAUCCCCUGCCUGGAUGGAGACCGUUGCAGAGGUGAUACCAGAAGGAAAGGGCCUUGCGAGGAGCCUGCCCGCCUGGGGAAAGUUCCACUCGAGCAAUGGCGGAAGACCAUUUCCCAGAGCCAAAGCAGCGAAUUCUCCUUCCUGGGAUCCAACUGGGACAGUUUCCAAGGAAUGGUGACAUCUGUCCCCAAUGGGGAGCCUGCCCCCAGGCAUCUGCUGUAUGGCUGCUGCAGCAAGAGGCUGAGGAGGCCCGGCCGUCUGUGGCUCCCCUGCCACCUGAAACAAGCACCUGGUCCCAAACACGUGCCACCAAAAUGUCCUUCUCCGGUGCCUCCUCUCUACCUGGACGAUGACGGGCUGCCCUUCCCCACGGACGUGAUUCAGCACAGAUUGCGGCAGAUCGAGGCCAGCUACAAGCAGGAGGUUGAGCAGCUGCGCAGGCAGGUGCGGGAGCUGCAGCUGCGGCUGGACAUCCGUCACUGCUGCGCCCCUCCGGCCGAGCCACCCAUGGACUAUGAGGAUGACUUUACCUGCUUGAAGGAAUCGGAUGGCAGCGACACAGAGGAUUUCUGCUCCGAUCACAGUGAAGACUGCUUGUCGGAAGCAAGCUGGGAGCCUGUUGAUAAAAAGGAGACUGAGGUCACGCGGUGGGUCCCGGACCACAUGGCUUCCCACUGCUUUAACUGCGACUGUGAAUUCUGGCUGGCCAAACGGAGGCAUCACUGCAGGUGA